AUGGCCGACAACCACGACGACUUGAUCGCGCAAUUCAGCUCCGUCACAGGCGCAAACCCGAGCAUAGCUCAAAAUGCGCUCGGUGCCGCCAACUGGAAUCUCGAACAAGCUAUCACCCUCUACUACGCCGAGAACGAAGACCAACCCAACGCCUCCGACGAAGACAUCCCCGAGGCACCUGCUGCUCAACCUACCCAGCCACAGCCCCUCAGCUCAUCCUCGAGUAGCAAGCCAAAAGCUGCGACAAGUGGCAACUCCAAGAUGAAGACUAUUCGCGAUCUGCAAGGUGGAGGCGACAAGGGUGAAGACGAGGACAAGCCACAGGACAUGUUCGCAGGCGGCGAGAAAAGUGGACUCGCUGUACAGAACCCAGGUGAAGGCGGACAACCCAUCGACCAUUUCCGCAACAUCAUGCAACAGGCGCGUCAGAAUAGGGAGCGACCACCUGGCGCUGACGGUGAGGAGGAGGAGACACCACGGUCGACGGCAUUCUCCGGACGAGCGCAGACACUGGGCGGUGAUGAUGCACCCAGUCAGGUCGUCGAAGAUCCAAAUGCUCCUCCACCAUCCAGUUCUGACCGCCAGCGCCCACCACGUGUGAGCAGGACAUUGCAUCUAUGGGCGGACGGUGUCAGCAUCGAUGACGGUCCUCUCCUUCGCUUCGACGACCCAGCCAACGAGCACAUCAUGCAGGAAAUCAACCAAGGUCGUGCACCGAAAGCACUGCUCGACGUUCAGCCAGAUCAAGAAGUCGACCUCAACCUCGAUCCACACAAGGGUGAGAACUACGUCCAGCCUAAGCCAAAGUACAAGCCAUUUGGUGGACAAGGCAACAGACUAGGCGCACCAACACCAGGGCUUGCGACAUCAUCUGGCGCAGCAUCCUCAUUAUCUUCCGCAGCGCCACCCGCUGCCGCCUCCCAGCCUGCGACACAGCAACCCGCCAUCGACGAGUCGCAACCAACGAUCCAGCUUCAAGUAAGAUUAGGAGAUGGCACUCGUCUUGUCGCUCGCUUCAACACCACCCAAACCAUUGGCGACGUCUACAGCUUCGUGGACAGGGCCGCAUCACAGCCGAGAUCCUACGCGCUCAUGCAGACCUUCCCUUCAAAAGAGCUCAGCGACAAGUCACAGGUGCUUGGCGAGAUGAGCGACUUUAAGCGUGGUGGCACCGUAGUGCAAAAGUGGACGUAA
Messenger RNA from Fulvia fulva, 1194 nucleotides. RefSeq names its product UBX domain-containing protein 1. Gene Ontology annotation, cellular component: cytosol; nucleus. Gene Ontology annotation, molecular function: ubiquitin binding. NCBI's taxonomy places the organism in Eukaryota, Fungi, Ascomycota, Dothideomycetes, Mycosphaerellales, Mycosphaerellaceae. The coding region runs from base 1 to 1194 and encodes 397 amino acids. The record is from RefSeq and is a predicted model, not a curated record. Gene Ontology annotation, biological process: proteasome-mediated ubiquitin-dependent protein catabolic process; autophagosome assembly; membrane fusion. The transcript has 2 exons.